UUCAAUAGAUGUGCAGGGAGUAUGAGAAGGUUGGACGUUGGUGAUUUGUUUAUAUGAGAGCCUGCAUCUUCAACCAUGAUGUUGAACCUCCUAAUUGCUGUACAUUGUACAGCUCCACGUUGUCACAUGUAAACCAUUACACGGUAUGUCACUUAAACACGAUAUUUUACAACGUGGAUGAAGAAUUUCAAUCAAUAUCUGUUGCCGGUCUAAUUCUGCUUGAAUUAAACUCGUGUCUGCUAUAUGGAAAUCAGUCACAGAAUCGUUGAUCCGAGUUUGAAAAUCCGAAAUUUUGACUGUGUUUCUUCCGUUACAUUGAAUUUCCAAGAUGGCGAUUUCGGGGAGAUUUUUGUACAUGGUUAUCCUGCCACUGCUGUUGUCGGUGAUCGUCCUCGGUGUCGUUCUGAGCGUCACGAACAACGUGUGGGACUCUAUUGUUGGCACAACUGAGCGGGAGAAGAGGUUUCUCGAGUAUCAGCGGAGUGCUGGUGCCAGGAAUGGCCCAGGGGAACAGGGAGAGCCGUAUCACCCCCCGGGGAAUACCUUCGAAAACAAAGGAAUUGUAAACCUCCUGGCUAGUGACGCCAUUGCUGUGGACCGGACCAUUAAGGACUUCCGGCAUGAGAGCUGCAUGGUGCUGAGGUACGGAGCUCUUCCUUCUGCCAGCGUCAUCGUCGCCUACGACGUUGAGGCCUUCUCCGUGUUGAUGCGAACCCUCCACAGCGUUGUCAACAGGUCGCCACCACGUUACCUGAAAGAGGUGCUGCUUGUCCCGUUUGGUAAAACUACAGGGUUAACAGAGAUUAUAAAUGCCGUGCAGAAAUACUGGCCAGAGGGCCCAGUGAGAGUUAUCUCCCAUAACGCCCUUCAUGGACUGUAUGAGGCUCGGUCACAAGGGGCAGAGGAAGCCAGAGGGGACGUGCUGGUGUUCUUAGACCCGCAUUGCGAGGUUGGAGAUGGAUGGCUCGAACCUCUUCUCCAGGCGAUAGGUCAUCACCCGAACAUCGUUGCCGUCCCAGUGGAGGACAAGAUAGCUACAGACACCCUCGCGCAUACGGAAUCACCGACCGAGCGAACUGGUGGCAUCUUCUGGAAAAUUGCGAUGUCGUGGAGGCCUUUGUCGGAAGCCGAAAAGAAAGCCCGGAGGUCACCCACAGAACCAAUUAAAACACCUAUAAUAUCUGGAGAUGUGUUUGCGGUGGCAGCUAAGUUCUUCAUGUCUAUUGGUGGCUUCCUGUCUGAGAUGCGCACGCGCGGCGUGGAGUUGGAGUUCUCAUAUAAGACCUGGAUGUGUGGAGGGUUCCUGCUAAUAUACCCCUGUUCUCGGGUGGCACAUCUGGCGCAUCCGCAGGACGCAUACAAUAAACUGAGCACAGAGACGGAGGAGAAGGCGUUGAUACAGGUGGCGGAGGUGUGGAUGGAUGAGUACCGACGGCUCUUCUACAUGUACCGGAAGUACAUCCUGUCACAGCCGUGGGGCGGAGACUUCGCCCAGGAACACCUACUGCAGUCGCGGCAGAAGUGCAACAGCUUCGGCUGGUACGUGGACUACGUCUACCCAGAGAAGUUCAUGCCGGACGAAAACGUGUACGCGUGGGGUGUCGUUCGGAACCCCUUCACCGAGAUGUGCCUGUCAAUACCUCCCACCAAGACCACAGACCUGCCCAAAUUAGGGGACGCCGUGUCAAAGGUCAUUUGUGACCACAGCGGGAACAUGGACCAGACAUUUUCUUACACGUUCGACAAGACCAUCCGACAAGAGGAGUACUGUCUGAACAGUGACGGCGGGAACAACUCGCCCCUCACCAUGGUCGACUGCCGCCUCGACUUGGAUACUACCAAGUGGGACUAUAAUAAGGAGGACUGUAUGGUGAAACACGUGAAGUCGGGGCUGUGUCUGUCGUCGUCGGGGAACAAGACCCCAACCCUCUCCCUCGAGCCCUGCGUCAACCAGACCAAAAACCAAAUAUGGACAUUCCUCUAUUACCUGAACGUGCCGCUUACAUAGAGUGACCAGUCAUUGUAAUGUAAUUCACAUGCACUGUUGGUGCUGCACACGUGCACUACAGCCAUCCUUCAUUACCCGACUACCCCUCAUAUAGAGGGACCAGUCAUUAUAAUGUAAUUCACAUGCACUGUUGGUGCUGCACACAUGCCCUACAUCCAUCCUCCAUUACCCGACUACCCCUCAUAUAGAGGGACCGGUCAUUGUAAUGUAAUUCACAUGCACUGUUGUUUCAUUUUAUACACAUAUAUUCCCUCUAUUAAACAUCGGGCCUCGAACACACCCCGAGAUUAAAUAUAUUAAUAAGACGUAUAGUUCUUAACCACGGAAUUCGCUCCAUUAUUAUCGCCUAGGGUUAAGAGUGUCCUACAUAAAUAUCCGCCAGACGUUUUUCCUAGGAAGUAAGUACCCUGAACCAUUCACCACCUUAGCCUCGCUUUGAGGUCGACUUGAAUAACUCUAUAAAUAGGCGUCCAAUCACCUUACACUGUAGGAUUAAAACAAGUAGCGUCAUCACCAGUUUUCGUCUCGCCGUUUCGCGUGCGGUUGCACGUUUUAAGAAACAUAUAUAGCAUAAAGGUCACGGACGCUUGAUCAGAAAGGAGACGUAAAGCACUGGAUAAACGAGGAUGAUCCGCAGUAGGAAGUGACUGUUAAUUGCAUAAUGAACAAAUAGAAUCCACACAAUCUUUACACACCUUCUCAGUCCUGGCUAGAUCGGCUCAGCAAUAGCACGUCGUCGUUAAGACAAAUACUCAUGCAAACAAAUUACGCAACACAAGGUUUACUGACGUAUAAUUUUCACUGGUGUGGUCAUAUGGAACAGAAUACAUCACCGAGUAAUUUCUUCGCUGAAACUACGCUACAAGUUACUUUACAACAAAAAUAAUACCGUUUCAAUCAUAUUUUUACUGGAUAAUCCUACAUCAUGAAAUGUUUGGUAUCAAUGUAUGUAUGAUAUACCGGGGCUGUUUUAUUGGCUAUUUUUAUCGGACAUGCUGAACAUUCUGUAAGGGUCUGUAAAACAAAACUAUAUGUUUAAAAUUAAUACUAUCAGCCAUUUCAUAGAAACAAAUAAAUUGUGUUCCUGAGGGGGACGAAUUCAUCCCUUACCCAUCUCCGGCUUCGCAAGACUUACUGUAAAGCACCACAACAACCCAUGUAAAUAAUAGCUGAACAUUGAAUAAUGUGUAUAUAUUGACAUGUGUACGAUAUGGUCAAUAAUGUCGCAAUUAUUUUAGCACGUGGGGCUGGUUCAAAGCAACGUUUUGGACCAUAUUCAUUGAAACAAAGAUGUUAAACCAAUGUCCAAGCGAUGUGCACAUGUUAGAGGGUCAUUUUUAAUUUGUUUAAAUGUCAAAAGAAGUCAUAGCUUGUUUCUAUGCGAUUAUGUGCAUCCUCAAACAGAGUUUGUAGGCCAUGCUGCGUCGUAUCUUCAAAGGUGACAUUCAACAAUAAUCCUUUAUGGCAUAAACAUGUCGUUUGUUGCAGGACAAUCAAACAAUUGCUAGUAUAACUUGAGAUGAGUGAGUGAGUUUAAUUUUACGCCGCACUCAGCAAUAUUCAAGCUAUAUGGCGGCGGUCUGUAAAUAAUCGAGUCUGGACCAGACAAUCCAGUGAUCAACAGCAUGAGCAUCGAUCUGCGCAAUUGGGAACCGAUGACAUGUGUCAACCAAACUUGAGAUGAGAAUUAUUGGAGGAUGGACAUUAGUUGAAACUAUUCGAGGGCUUCUGUUCAAUACGGAGUCUAUUGGAAGCUUUAAUCAUGAAAGUGUGUGAUCAUUCUUUAUCUUAUAUCCAUCUGACUUUGUUUUAAAGCUGUUUAAGCAGCGCAUGGAAUGACAAAACAACGACCUGGUAUUGGAAGCGGUAGUAAAAUAUGGUUGAAUUUGAUGGGAUCUUCCAUGACUGUCUGCGACAGUUUGUUAUAAAUGUGAAACAUAUCGGGCUUUUCCUCAGAAUUAGACACAGAUUGUAUUUAUUACGAUUUCAUGUGAUUGACAGGUAUGACAUCAUGUGAUUGACAGGAUUGACAUCCACACGGGAGUCUUGAAGCUGUGGCCCAAAUGAACCGUGCGACAUCUGGAUUCAUAAUGUAUAUAUAUAUACACGUUAUGUGAGACCCACAACUGCUGAACAACAAUUAAUUAAACAAAUAUUGCAUUUCCUAAGCUUCCAUCCCAUAAUCAUAAUAAAUCUAUUUUUGGACCA
Messenger RNA from Haliotis rubra (blacklip abalone), 4216 nucleotides. Its product is annotated as probable N-acetylgalactosaminyltransferase 9. The record is from RefSeq and is a predicted model, not a curated record. Gene Ontology annotation, cellular component: Golgi apparatus. Bases 329 to 2008 code for a protein of 559 amino acids. The transcript has 11 exons. Lineage: Eukaryota; Metazoa; Mollusca; Gastropoda; Lepetellida; Haliotidae.